UCAGUUUCCACAAAACCGUUCUCAUGACAACAAAAACAUCUCCAUUUUCUCCAAGUCUCCAUCGGUGUUGUUGAUUGUUGUCGAUGUCUGUGGCUGGGAAACAGAUUUAGCGUUGUCGGGAUUUCCCUAGCAGUGAUGCUAGCGCCAGACUUGGCGCAUCAUCGGCGGCUGGUUCUCCAACUCUGAGAUCUGGAUAAUAAGUGAAGAAAAAAAUGAGGCUUUUGAUUUUGAGUUCGCAGAAACGGCAGGCAUUGUUGGUGAAACUGAGGUGCCUUGAAAUCGUACAGAAGCUGAAACGGAACUGGGCUGAAGCGAGAUCGACAUUGCCUUUGACAAACCUGCAUGCACAGUCAUUGUACCUUAUGUAGUGACGGCCGGAGCCAGAGUUGGAUGAGGGUUACCUGACCCCAUCGCGAGCGGUAGCUGCGGGCGAGCAAACACGAGGUGUACCCUGCCCCCGCCUGAGGAAAUCCGGGUCGGUCAAUCAAUCGUACAAAGAGUCAAAGAUAUCGUAUCUUCCCUCCUCAAUUCGACCCAACAUUGGAAUCUGAUGUGAGACGUUCAUGGCGAGUAACGCAGAGAGAUAAGCGCCGCUGGCACACUUCCGAGAUGCAAUUCAACGGCCCGGUUACCAUCACCAACGGACAGCCCAGAACAGAGGUUCCAGUUGCUGUGUGAGACAGCAACGUGGGGAAAUCUGGGCCCUCGGUCGAGGCGUGAACGGCGCGGAACAGGGGCCACGGUGCGUUAAGUGGCCAGCCCCUGUGCAUUUUCAGCCCAGCCUUACCGCAAUGAGCAUCCAGCCUUGGCUUGCAGGUGCCUUGUUGUCGCAGAUGAAAGCACCCAACCCUUUGCCGCCGGUUUGGAUUGCGCUUUUCGGUUUCUGUCGACUCCUCAUCGCCAUUCUUCAUUCUGUUGACCUGCUUUGGUUCACUGGUUCACCAGGACGGCCAGUUCAUCAAUAACGUCAACGUCCGCCUCACCCAAGACUUCCUCCGCUUUGGUCUGGGGUAACGCCGAUUCCCCGCAUCAAGAGCCAAGCCAUUGUUGACGAAUCCGCCUUGUGGGAGCUGAGCUGAGAGCGAACCAUCCGCUAGGCACGAGCUUUUUGGAUCGGAGAGACGCAACUUCGGGAACGAGUACAAUGCGGAGCACCCUUUGCAUCUCGUAGCAAGGCAUAAUCGACGACGUUUCUUUUUGGAUAUUCUGCUGUACCGUGUAUCACUGUUGGGCUCACUCGGUUCGCUUGGAGACUGAAAAAAUAGUGGAGGAUGCCUCCGCAGCUUCGAAUACCGAUCUUUGUAACGCUGCCAGUCGGUCAAGAUGAAUCUCGCAGAUUGCUUUCUCGGAAAACCAGGGAGCAGCCUUCCAAAGAAGCACAGAUCGUAGGCGCUGUUCUCGGUGGCAUCUUUGCCCUCAUCAUCAUAUACUUCUGCACCCGGUCCCUCUGGAGAAAAUGCCUUGGACCUCGAGGCGGGAAGUACAAACCAACAGAGCGAGAGGACGACUCUCCGACAACUCGACAGAUCAAUAGAGAGGCCCAGGAUAACCUGGAGGACGCAUUGGCUGGCGCACAAGCACAGAAUGGCACCACCAACAACAACUUGGCGGCGGUCGAUCGGUCCACAUCAGUUCGCAGCGUUAUGACAUUGCCAGUGUACCGACCCAAAGCGACAGAAAACGAGCAGGUUCUGGGCAGGGAGGGCGAGCGCGAUGGUAUUGAUGUUGUCGUCGAGAUGCCGACGGCCGAGCAAGAGGAGGAGUUGCGCGAACAGGAAAUGGAAGCUCUCUAUCAGAUUCGGGCGGCAAGACGUCGACAACUAGCCGAUCGCGAGGAGAGGCGGCGGUUACGACGGGAAGCGCGCGAGGCGAACGAUGUGGUAGCUAUGCGGGAGUUGAGGGAACGGGGUCGAAGCGUGGCGGCGAUAAACACGGUGGAAAUUGAGGAGCUGAGGAACGAGCACGAGCGGUUGAAGGAAACGAGAGCGCGAGCGGUGAGUACUGUCGCGUAUGGCGACUUGGGAGUUGCAAGGGCAGAUGGGACUAGGAUCCGGGCGAAUAGUACCGACAGCGAACGGAUUGGUCUUCUCAGCGAUGCCGCGAGUAUCGGGGCGUCCACCCAACCAGAGAGCCUCCUGCUGAGGCGUGACAGGAGUCACAGUGCUGCGACUCUCAGUAUCGACACGACGAACCGCCCAAACACACCGAGCUUGACGACAGGAGGAAGCGCCUACAGCUUAAAUAGCGCAGGAUUAACCAGCGCCGGGUUACCAAGUGCUGGUUUGCCAAGCGCAGGAUUAUCAACCCGGUCGAGAGCAAACUCUGGAGCAAACACACCACGGGUACCGAGCGCAAUGGCCACCCCAAGAGCUGGGUCGAGUCCCGAGAUGAUCGAUACCGCAGACCUGGCCGACUUUGGAAUGCCACCGCCCGACUAUGACGAAGUGAGCUUGGAUGACAUCACGCCUGGGCACUCACGUCGCAAUUCUGGGGUAUCAGCCUUAUCGGGCAGGAACAGCCCCUUCAACGAGCCACCCCCAGACUAUCCAGGCCCCGGACCAGCCAGGGCACGCAGCAACCGACUGUCGGCAGCCAUUCAGGACCUCGCCGCACAGGCUCAGGAAGACCAAGAGCCUACAGGUCGGCCAGGGUUGAGACUGAGCCAGGUGCCCCAGAUCGUUAUUGAACCGUCGAGCGCGAGACCAUGA
Molecule: messenger RNA, 2708 nt
Organism: Podospora pseudopauciseta
Lineage: Eukaryota; Fungi; Ascomycota; Sordariomycetes; Sordariales; Podosporaceae
Exons: 2
Coding region: 1272-2708 (478 amino acids)
Source: RefSeq, a predicted model, not a curated record